This is a messenger RNA of Phymastichus coffea, 434 nucleotides long. RefSeq lists its product as uncharacterized. Lineage: Eukaryota; Metazoa; Arthropoda; Insecta; Hymenoptera; Eulophidae. The coding region runs from base 76 to 381 and encodes 101 amino acids. The record is from RefSeq and is a predicted model, not a curated record. The transcript has 5 exons.
GCGAGUGAACAAGUCGUAAAGCCGCAAGAACUUGAUUUGGCUAUCGCUACUUGGAAAAUUGUCAGUAAUUUGAAUAUGAUCCGCCACUUUAUAACUUUGCUAUUUACCACUCUGGCUUUGGUAUGUUUGCUUCGAAUGACCUUGGCUUUUGAUUUUGCUGAGUACACCAUGGAAAGACUGAAAAAUACCAUUGAAAAGGAACAUAUAACGUGUUCCAACUACAAAGAAUUUUGCGAAAAGAGUAAUGCCGAAAUUAAGGCUGACGGCAUACUCCAAGACGCUGAAACUAUUAAAAUGGCCGUCGCAUUCUGCAAGAAUAUUUUGAGAAUACACGUAUGCGACAUCGACCUCGACAAGGAAUCGACUUUCGGCGAGAAAUAAUUGAUGCAAACUCAAAGUCGAUAAAUAAAAUAUUAUGCUUUUGCAAAUGUAAA